AUGAAUGAGCAAGGCAGCAGUAAAGAGCAAGACAAAAAUCACCAAUUCCCCAGUGACCGGGUUGUAUAUUCAGUGCUGCCUACGGCUCCAUGUGCCUCCCCACAGAAAGUGCGUUUUGAAAUCGGAAAAAGACUCUUAGAACUGGGGGAACAGGACAGUGUCAGGAUGCAGGAGGAUCCAGUAAACCAGGGCUUCCUUCACCUCGUCCACACUAACAUGUGUGUUGUGUUUUUCAGAAUGAUAAUAAAGAAGAAGGAAAAAGAACUUCAUGAGGAAACUGCCCAGAAAAAGAAAAAGGUGAAAAGUAGUGGGAGACAAACAGUGGUUAAAAUUGAGCAAGAUGAUCAGAGUGUCAUUAAAACUGAGGAUGACGACUGGUUUGAGACAAAGGUAAAAACGAACGGAAGUAGAAUUUUAAAAGAGGAUGAAUGUUUAGACCAAUUAAAAUUGAAGAAGAAGAAAAACAAAAAAAAGAAAGCUUACUCCGAGUUACAGGAAGAAGCACAUCCUGAAAGCUUGGUGAAUGUAGAAAGACAUCUGGAUUUAGAACCACAAGAAGAAUCAGAGGAACAAAUUAAAAUUGUCAAAAAGAAGAAAAAAAAAGACCAACGUCAUUCUGUCUUGUCAUUAGAGAAUAAUGAGCGUAGUGAUGAAGCUGUUUCAAAUCAUCAGGCAGGUGGCACGCCGGAAAAUGAAUUUGCUUUCAAGAAAAGCAGAAAGAACAUUGCUUUGAAUUUGGAAUGGGAUGGCGAAGUAACUAAGAAAAAAAAGAAAGGCAUUUUUUCCCUAGCAUUAGAGGACUACCAGGACAAUGAACAAAAACAAUCAAAAAAAGAUCUUAAAAAACACAAAAACAUGUCACAAGAAAUAGAUGCUACCGGCAAAAACAGUGGAACAGAUAAUGCCCAGAAUGAUGAGGAGAGUUAUGCGAGGAGAAAGAAGAAAAAGAAGAAAAAAGAUAAGCCAGUCUCCUCUUUACCAGUGGCCUGUCAUCAGGACAACAUCCAUGGAGUUCAUGAUAGCCACACUGCAAUAAACGAUUUCAAAAAAAGGAAAAGAAAGAAUUCCCAGGAGUUUACAUUCACGAACAAAGAAGAAGAGGAUAACACUGAAAGCCCUGAAAGCUUUAGAGAGACAACGAAGAAGAAGAAGAAGAAAAGCAAAGAUGUUUCCUCUUCAAUACCUGAAGAUAAUCAGGACUACGGUGCUAGAGUUCCUCAUGAGCAUCUUCCUGCACAGCAAGAAGUUGAGUCUGGAGAAGAGGAACUUUCUGGAAAAAAAGAAAAAAUAAUCCUACCAGAAAGCAAUGAAAAGAACAAGGACAGUGAAGCCAAACUAGCUAAGUGCGUUACAGGGGAUGCCGCAGAGAGAGCUCUGUGUAAUUACAAUCCUUUGCUCUCUGACAAAAAUGCUAAAAAAAGAAAAAAAGUGCAACAGGAUUCUGCUCAAGAACCAGGUUCAAAACCAAAUACAAAAAAGAAAAAGAUGAAAAGAGAAAACCCGGAAAAUGAGGCCUUGGAACAUAUGGAUGAUGUAACUAUUGUGCAGGAAAAAAAAGGAAACUGUGAUGAAAUUAAUAUAGACAAGGUGAGACGGCAAGCUCUGCAAGAAGAAAUCGAUAGAGAAUCUGGCAAAACGAAGGUUUUCAGUACCAAAGUGGAACCGGAUACAAAGUUUGGCCAGUGGAGUACAGCUGCUUUUCAAAGUCCUGACCGAGGAAUGAAAUUUCUUAGACUGAUGGGGGGUUUUAAAAAGGGCUCUGUGCCCACCCAAGGUCUCACAGCGACUGCAAACAAACCAAACAUGGCUCUGAACAGGGAAGGGGAGGAGAAGUUGCAGCAGGCCCUGAAAGUGGAAUUUGAUAAAGCAAUGGACUUGAAGCAACACAGAAGAAUUGGUCUUGGAUUCCAACCUGCUGCCAACAAAAAAGUGUACAUAGACAAAUACACAUCUAGAUCUAUAAAAUUUCAAGAUUAAGCUCUUAAAUAAUAUAAAAUUAAAAUUCA
Tinamus guttatus (white-throated tinamou) is the source of this 2006-nucleotide messenger RNA. NCBI's taxonomy places the organism in Eukaryota, Metazoa, Chordata, Aves, Tinamiformes, Tinamidae. The record is from RefSeq and is a predicted model, not a curated record.